Camelina sativa (false flax) is the source of this 2379-nucleotide messenger RNA. RefSeq lists its product as uncharacterized. Lineage: Eukaryota; Viridiplantae; Streptophyta; Magnoliopsida; Brassicales; Brassicaceae. The record is from RefSeq and is a predicted model, not a curated record.
UUACAAAAAUAUUAAUAUUAUUGUUAAUCUCUCUCCCACUAUAUAAACCCGUUUACUCCAUUAAAUGGUUACUGUAAUUAAAUCCACAAGUCUCUCUCUCUUUUCUCAACUUUUUUUAAAAUGGACGAUCAACCGCCGCUGAUCUGGCCGCAGUUUGAAUCCACCGGAUACACUCGUCGACGAUCACCAAUCCCGACUAUAUUAGUUCCAGCGAUGAUCGGAGUUACAUCAGCGGCUAUAUUUCUAAUCUUUGUAACCUUCGUCGUCCCUACGUUUCUCUCCAUCACAUCACAGAUUCUCCAACCAGCUUCAGUGAAGCGAGGAUGGGACUCGAUCAACGUCGUUUUAGUAGUUUUCGCCAUUUUAUGCGGCGUACUCGCUAGACGAAACGACGACGGAUUACCUUCGUCGUCGUCGUCUUCUUCACAAUCAGAAGAAGCUGUUAUGAUCAGUGGUGAGGUUAGUAAGAUCUCAUCAACGCCGACGGUUUCAUCAGAGCAUUGGUUUGAUGAUGCGUAUGAUGCUGAUAGGCUUAAGAUCUAUGAGAGUGUGAGUAACCGGAGUUUUAUUACGCCUGCUUUAUUACCGGUUGUUACCGGAACUGUACCGUUGAGGCGUAGUAGUACUUCCUAUCCUGAUCUUAGACAAGGUGUUUUCAGAGAAACUGGUGAUCGCCGGUUCCGGUUUUACGACGAUUUCGAAAUUGAUAAGUACCGAUCAGUAAACGAAUCUGAACCGUUUCUGAAUCGUUCUAAAAUCGAGAUUGAAGAAGAAGAAACAGAGCCUAAAGAGAUUCAUAUUGAUAAAUUCGUUGUAAAACCUUCUUCUCCGCCGCCGUCUCCGCCGCAACAACCACCGGCCCCACCACCUCCGCCUCCUCCGCCACUUACUCGACAAUCGCCGGUUGAAGUUUCGCAUAAACCGAGAAGGACUCAACGUUCUGUUAGAAACAGAGAUGUACAAGAAAACGUGAAACGCAGUGAGACUAAGUUCAAACGAACGUUUCAACCUCCGCCAUCACCGCCUCCUCCGCCACCUCCUCCACCACCUCCUCCGCUUGUAAUGGCUACGCCACCGAGGAAACAAGGGACUCUUCAGCGGAGAAAGAGCAAUGCGGCUAAAGAGAUUAAAAUGGUUUUCGCUUCUCUGUAUAAUCAAGGAAAGAAGAAGAAGAAGCUUCAGAAAUCUAAGAGAAAGGAGAGAAUCGAAUCUUCUCCGGUGGUUGUGAUGGAAGAGCCGCCGCAAUACCAAUCGUUAAUUCCGCCACCGUCUCCGCCUCCUCCUCCACCACCACCACCGCCUCCGCCGCGAUCGUCGCAGUCUGUGUUCUACGGGUUGUUCAAGAAAGGAGUUAAGAGCAACAAAAAGAUUCACUCCGUUCCGGCGCCGCCUCCACCUCCACCGCCGAGAAAGAUUCAAUUUGAUCCUCAGAUACCGCCACCACCACGGAGAUCCAAAUCCGGAAGACCUCCACGUCCGACGAAACCGACGAGUUUUAACGAAGAGAACAACGGACAAGGAUCUCCGUUAAUCCAGACUACGCCUCCGCCUCCACCACCGCCUCCGUUUAGAGUUCCGCCGUUAAAAUUCGUGGUGAGUGGUGAUUUCGCGAAGAUACGGAGUAACCAGAGCUCUAGAUGUAGCUCCCCUGAACGAGAAGUGUUCGACAUUGGUUGGGGUCUAGAGCUCACUCAAACUGACGGCGGAGUUGAAACAACACCCGCCGUGAGCGGCGGUGGUGGUGUGCUGCCGGGGUUCUGUCCAAGCCCGGACGUGAAUACGAAAGCCGACAAUUUCAUCGCCAGGCUUAGAGACGAGUGGAGGCUUGAUAAGAUUAACUCCGUUAAUAGAAAAAGGUAACUGGGCUUUGUGUAAGGCCCAUUAUGAAAACGGCGUAGUUUUUGCGUCAUUUCAUGACCUGAAAGUGCUGAAGCAACAACAUGCACAAGUAGGAUCUGUCGCGUCAUACGACAAACAUCUACAAAGGAAGUUUGGUAAACAAUAUGGUCGAGAUGUUCUUUUUUAUAUUGGUUGGCGAUUUCGUUGUGAUUUAAAGCAAUGUGCAGACACAACACAAGGACUUAAAUUUAAGUGGGUAUUGUCGGUAUAGUUAAUUACUGGUAGUUGGUUCGAACUGGCUGGUUAGUUUUUGGGUUUAACCGGUUGAGGGGAUUUUGUUUGGUUUGGUGUGUUGGGUUUUUUUCAGUUUUGGACUUUGGAGUGUGGGUAUGAAAAGUUAGUUAAUAAAUAACUUUGGUGUUGAUAUUAUUAUUGUUGGUACGCAUAACGUAUUGAUGUAUGUAUGGGCCAUUGGUGUAUGAAUUAUAUAGUUGUGGGGGCUCUGUAUUUUGUUGAGCCUACCUCUUGUGACUUUUCCCU